AUGGAGAUCAACAGGAGUUUCAAUGGCGUGGUGAAGAAGACGACUCAAGGCCGUAAACGUGUAUUCGCUUUCGGCCACCCUAACGUCGAUUCAGUAAUCGAACGCUUUUUGAACGGAAGCGCCAGUUCUGAUUCCAACUCUCAUGCUCUUGUGGAAAAUAACUUCCCUAACACACCGGACUACAACCGGCAUUAUUCACAUCUUUCGAGGGAGUUGGAGGUGGAGAAGAAGCGGAAGGAGGUGAUAGAUGAGUCGAAAAGGGUGGACGCCGGUGAUGAUGGAUUCUGGUGGGACGCGGCGGUGGACUGUCUUGAAUUGGAUGAACUCGAACUUUACAUGACGGCGUUGGAAGAGUUAAUGAAAAACGUGAACAUGAAAGCUAACGAUCAUAUGCUGUUACAGAAUUCGAGUUCAUUAGGUGUUGGUGCUCCCAUGACUGGAUUGAAUCCGACCAUUGAACCAUAUUCUUUUGAUGAUACAUUGUUGAACCAGAACCAGAUUAGUAACUAUGAUUAUGGUAAUUACAUGGUUCCUUAUGGUGAUUUUGGACAACUUGGUUAG
This is a messenger RNA of Fraxinus pennsylvanica, 561 nucleotides long. NCBI's taxonomy places the organism in Eukaryota, Viridiplantae, Streptophyta, Magnoliopsida, Lamiales, Oleaceae. The record is from the annotation of a GenBank genome assembly.